Molecule: messenger RNA, 3786 nt
Organism: Belonocnema kinseyi
Lineage: Eukaryota; Metazoa; Arthropoda; Insecta; Hymenoptera; Cynipidae
Product: retinal guanylyl cyclase 2
Exons: 21
Coding region: 1-3786 (1261 amino acids)
Biological process (GO): receptor guanylyl cyclase signaling pathway; cGMP biosynthetic process; intracellular signal transduction
Molecular function (GO): ATP binding; guanylate cyclase activity; protein kinase activity
Source: RefSeq, a predicted model, not a curated record
AUGAAAGCGUGCGAGACACGAUCUUGGGGUCUUGGAGCAUUAGUUCAAGCCCUGGAGCAAAACACGACGAAAGCUUUGAUUGCAGACCUCAAUCCAACCACUUGCGACGUGUCUGUUAAGCUCGCUCACCUGUGGAAUAAACCGUUGCUCACGUGGAGUUGCCCUCAGAAAUCCCAAGAAGAAGCAGAAGUAUCACCAAUCAUCAGGCUUUCUCCAUCAAUAUUGACUGUGGCCAACGUGGUAGCAGAAUUUUUUCGUCACUUCCGAUGGAAAUCGGUAGCAAUUAUAGGUUCAGAUGAUACAUUAUGGUCAAGUUUGGAUAGAGCUAUGGUCGGUGCCCUAGGAAGUAUUGGAAUUGUCCCUAGGCAUCAUAUUGUACUACCAUAUACCGACACUCCCAAGCAAAUUCAGGAUUCCUUAGGAGCUUUGAGCAGCAUACCAUGUAGAGUGAUAGUUUUUUGUCUGCCGCUGGAGGGGGACUACACGAGUCGCAUACUGGUCGAGAUGGACGCGGUUCUUCAAGAGGCCCGAGUACCGCAUCCCGUAAUCCUGAUAAUCCAUCCAAAAAAUUCGGAGUUCUUCAUCCCGCAGAAUAUUUCGGUGUCUUCCUCCACCCUUCCUACCCUUGUACCGUUCACGAGAUCUCAGUCUUCCAAUUUUUCUACCCUGAAUGCAUCCCACGCUCGUUCGAACGCACCACAAGAACAGAAGGGUAGAGAGUCAUCAAGCCGUUUUACACCACCCUUAAAUCUCAGCAAGACCAUGCUGACAAAUCUACUGGCUAUCGUUCCCAUCGAGCAAACAUACGAUGUGGAGAGGAUAUUUAGUGGUGACUCAAUUUAUACAGUACCGAACACAUUGGCACACUUGGAGGAAUCCUUGGAUAUUGUCACACGAAACGAGAGUCUUAAUUCCCUAAAUAACAAAAGAUUCACCUACACUUUGUUGCUUCAACGAGCAAAUAGUUGGCAGCCCAUUGCCACUGUAGUUGAACAGAGAGGACACCUCAUAGUUAGGGAAUUAGUUGAAAAUACAUUCACCGAUGAAGAGAUCCCUGAACUUUGUGAAAAUCCAGGCGACUGCUCCCCUGGAAAUCUGCAAGGUAUACCAUUACGAACUGCACAUAUCGUAGCUAUCAUAAUGAGUUCCCUCCUAUUCGGCCUCGUCGCCAUUGUUAUUGCAGCAUUAAUACGGAGACAUUUGGUGAAGAAGAGAAUGUCGAAGGGUCCAUAUAAGCUAAUCUUAACAGCAUCCGACUUUGUAUUCCCACAAGUACCCGAUCCCAGGAGGGUCGAUGAGGGCAUCGAGGCGAUGCUCUGUUGUUGGCUGCAACAGCUGCAAGAGUUUGGUGGACCGGAUGUUGAGAAACCAGACCUUCUUCAAGGAAGCGUUGGCUCAUUGAGAACACAUUUACAAGCCAGCAAUGGGAGUCUUGCCAGGCAUACUAUCUUCAAUGACCCUAGGGCUAGGUAUAAUGGAGACUUGGUUCAGCUGAAGGUGCUUUCAUUCCAGGGAACAUUCGAGUUGAAGAGCAAAGCCAUUGACGUGCUGGUCACGAUUCACGGACUUCGACACGAGAACCUGAAUCCCUUGAUUGGAUGCCUGAAUGAACCGACGAGACCGUGCCUAGUGUCCGAGUUCUGUACAAGAGGGUCCCUGGAAGAUGUCCUGGUCCAGGACGAGAUCAAGCUGGACUGGUCAUUUAGGUUAUCUCUGCUCACGGACCUCGUUCGGGGUAUGAAGUACCUUCAUAGCACUCCUGUUCGAGUUCAUGGUUAUCUCACUUCAAGAAACUGCGUCAUCGAUGCUCGUUGGGUCCUGAAAGUCUCCGAUUAUGGACUUCCGGCAUUUUACGAGGCCCAGAAUAUAGUUCCGCCUGCUAAAACAGCUCGAGAUCUGUUAUGGACAGCCCCGGAAUUAUUGAGGCACUCUGGCCUCCGAAAAAGAGGAACUCAACCUGGAGAUGUCUACAGUUUCGGAAUAGUCAUGCAAGAAGUGGUCGUCCGUGGCGAACCUUUUUGCAUGUUAGCUCUGACACCGGAAGAUAUAAUCGAGAAGGUUAAAAAACCGCCACCAUUAAUCAGGCCCUCGGUUAGUAAAGGGGCUGCGCCACCGGAAGCCAUCAACAUCAUGAGGCAGUGUUGGGCUGAGACUGCAGAAAUGCGACCAGAUUUUAAUGCUGUUCAUGACCUCUUUAAAAAGUUAAAUCAUGGAAGAAAAGUAAACUUCGUGGACACAAUGUUCGAAAUGCUGGAGAAGUACUCAAACAAUCUCGAGGAAUUAAUUCGCGAAAGGACCGAACAGCUUGACAUGGAAAAAAAGAAAACUGAGCAACUGCUCAACCGCAUGCUGCCAAGUUCGGUAGCAGAAAAACUGAAGUUAGGAAUGCCUGUCGAUCCUGAGGAGUUUCGAGAGGUCACUAUCUACUUUUCCGACAUCGUCGGUUUUACGACGAUCUCAGCUUAUUCUACUCCCUUCCAAGUCGUUGAUCUACUGAACGACUUGUACACCUGCUUCGACGCGACGAUAAACGCCUACACAGUCUACAAGGUUGAGACAAUAGGAGAUGCAUAUAUGGUCGUUGGAGGAUGUCCUGUGAGGAUACCAGAUCACGCAUCGCAGGUAGCAACAAUGGCUUUGGAUCUUCUGCAUCAGAGUGGAAAAUUUAAGCUGAAGCAUCUCCCGAAAACACAAUUAAGAUUGAGAAUUGGCCUUCAUACAGGUCCCUGUUGCGCCGGGGUUGUGGGUCUGACAAUGCCUCGAUAUUGCCUCUUCGGUGAUACGGUAAACACCGCUUCGAGGAUGGAGUCCACUGGAGCCCCGUGGCGGAUUCACAUGAGCCAAGCAACCAAAGAUCGAUUGACGCAAGUUGGCGGAUACUACAUCGAGUAUCGGGGAAGGACAGAUAUAAAGGGCAAAGGGAAGAUGCCGACCUACUGGCUUCUCGGAAAGCAAGGGUUCGACAAAGAACUUCCAACACCACCACCUCUUGGGGAGCACUAUAGACUGGAGGAAAGUUUGAUCCUGGGGAGUUUGGUGAACCAGGACACCGAAACUGAAAGUCUUCAACACCCGUCGCCAAUACCAGAAGACAACAGUUUCGAAGAACAAAAUUGUUCCUGCGAAAAUAUAUCUAUAGAUGAAGGUUCCCCUUCUGCUACAAAAGUUCCGACGAUCGAACACUCUCCUGUGGAGAAAACAGACACGAAAAAAGUAGCAGUUUCCGUCCAUAAUGAAAGAACUUUGACGUAUAGCUACUCUUUGAGAUCCAGUGAAGUGAUCGAACCGCCCAGGGACAUGGUUAAUACUCCUGAGUAUAAUAGUGCUACUAUGACUAAGAGUACGUCUGGUGACAAUCAGUCAACCUUGGCAACGCCUGUUUCCGCGACUGAGGUUGCUGCAGCUCUUCUAGGGUCUUCCACUACGUCUUUGGCGUCGAUACCCGGACAAAAUUUUCGAAAACAUCGAAGAAUUGGUUUCAUUGGUGAAGAUGAUCUCAGCACUCCAUAUAAUCACUACAGAUGUCUCUCUCCACAUGACCAUGGAAAAAUUCCUGCCUGUCGAUUACUAAAAAGACAGUUUAGCCUCGAUCGAGCGGAUGAGCCAGCUAUUAUAGUUCCCGACCAACACACUCAGAGAACAGUUCCGCGGCUGAAUAAGCAAAAUAGCGCCGGAGCUGCGAAUGACUUGGAGAGAAUAGAAGAAGUUCCAUCCACUUCAGGUCCUCAACUAUAUCGUCAUUCUGCUUCCAUGUCCCUCUCAGUCGAAUCGCUGACUUUACAGUAG